This is a messenger RNA of Colletotrichum destructivum, 1362 nucleotides long. RefSeq names its product Putative protein-tyrosine phosphatase-like, PTPLA. Gene Ontology annotation, biological process: sphingolipid biosynthetic process; very long-chain fatty acid biosynthetic process; fatty acid elongation. The record is from RefSeq and is a predicted model, not a curated record. Bases 299 to 940 code for a protein of 213 amino acids. Gene Ontology annotation, molecular function: 3-hydroxyacyl-CoA dehydratase activity. The transcript has 4 exons. Lineage: Eukaryota; Fungi; Ascomycota; Sordariomycetes; Glomerellales; Glomerellaceae. Gene Ontology annotation, cellular component: endoplasmic reticulum membrane.
CAGUCGUUAGUUGCUGCUCUGUAUCUGUACUCCGUAUCUGCAUCUAUAUCCGCAUCGGUGGAGAGGCCAUUCUAUUGUCCGCGGUGGACUCUGCCUUUUCCUCAUUUGGGGUGAUGGAGGAUCCCAUGCGUGUGUUAGUCAGCGGACCUCGGCUCAGGAAUGCGCCGCCAAGACAAGACAAGAGAGAAAAGUGAAAAGUUGAGGCUAUCGAGAACUCAAGAUCUCUACCCAGCAUAGCAUCAGAGUGGUUGAACAGGCUCGAUCAAAAGUCGCAAGUUACACAAGCUCACACGGUACAAUGGCGGAAAAGCACCAAACCAAUGCCGCCGGCCCCAGGACCGUCUACUUGACGCUUUAUAACGCCCUCUUUGCCUCCCUCUGGGCCUCCAUCCUUUACACCGUUGUCACCACCGCCGCCUCGGGCGGCAAGCUCGCCGUUUACAACGCCGCCGAGGCCCGCGCGCGAUGGGUGCAGACUCUCACUCUCAUUGAGGUUGUGCACUCCGCCGUCGGACUCGUCCGGUCCCCCGUCAGCACCACCGCCAUCCAGGUUGUCGCCCGCACCAUCAUCGUCUGGAUGGUCUGCCACAGCUUCCCCGAGUCCACCUCCCCGUCCGCCGCCUACGUCGCGCUGCUGCUGUCCUGGGCCGUCGCCGACACCGUCCGCUACGCCUAUCUGGCUCUGAACCUCCAUGGCAGGGCUCCGGACGCCCUCGUCUGGCUGCGCUACACCAUGUUCUACCCCCUCUACCCCAUCGGCAUCUCCUCCGAGUUCUGGCUGUUGUAUCUCGCCAUCGAGCCUGCCAGCCGCGUGAGCGCCGUGCUGCCCCCCAUCUUCUACUUUUGCCUGUGCCUUUACGUACCGGGAUCGUACACCAUGUACACCUACAUGAUCAAGCAGCGCAAGAAGACGCUGUCGAGGUCGAGCAAGUCGCAGUAGAUAGAUAUAUUUGGUUAGCUCCGGCUGCUGCCCAAUUGUCGAGGGCCUAGCUAGGUCGACUCACAUUUAACCAAAUGGGGUUUCGGCUGCAACACCCGAGGGGCAUCCAUGGACCGGUCGUCUUUAUCGAGUCGGUCAAGCUAAGAUCGUUUCGGUCACUCUUGCAAGUGUCUUUGUCCCACGACUUACUUCAGGAGCUGCAGGACGCAUUGCUUGCAUGGACCGAUAUUCUAGGGCACUUGGUCUUCUGGGCUGGGAAAGCUUUGAUGAAUAUGAUCUGUUAUCCUGAUUACAUACAUCACAACUCACCCGGAUGCCUUUGCAUGCGCUGUCUAUAUUUUAUCCUCAAGGAAAACAAGUGUAUAGGAAUCCCGCAAUUCAUGUAUUAAUACUACACGCAAACAUGGCUCUUUGUACAUGAC